Molecule: messenger RNA, 1977 nt
Organism: Papaver somniferum (opium poppy)
Lineage: Eukaryota; Viridiplantae; Streptophyta; Magnoliopsida; Ranunculales; Papaveraceae
Product: SKP1-like protein 21
Exons: 4
Coding region: 687-1673 (328 amino acids)
Biological process (GO): SCF-dependent proteasomal ubiquitin-dependent protein catabolic process
Cellular component (GO): cytoplasm; nucleus
Molecular function (GO): cullin family protein binding
Source: RefSeq, a predicted model, not a curated record
UUUCGUAGUCUCUCUCACUCUCGGCGCUACAAAACCCAGUGGCCGGAUUGAACCAGUCACGGAGGUCGAACAAACGGCACCUUACAUGUAAUUGACAUAUCUUCCACCUCCGGGUCAAUUUCGUUUAAUAAUAUACCCAAUUCUAUGAUGGUUGUUUUUGUCAUUCACUGAAUCACUCUUGUUCUUGAUUGUAUGAUACCUAAAUGCCAUAUAAAUUGUUUGUUUUAUGUUUGAAUUUGAUUAUCGUUCGUUUGAAUUUGUUCAAUUUCUGUUGUAACCCUUGUAUUUUGCUUUAUAAUUGAUACUGUUUGUGAUAUUGCCUGAGCUAGGUUGAGUUGAUUACGAUUAGUAUCUAUGAAUUCCUCUCUUAUUCUUGAAAUACUGUUUAAUUUGAGUAUUGGGUUCGUCUAAAUCUUGUUCUGCUGAGCAUGGAUUGAAGAAUUUGUGUUGGCACGCGAACUGUUUCUGUUAUUGCCUUACCUAAAAGUUAGACAUAACUGGGUGGUACAUUUGGUAAAUGUUAAGACUAACUCAAGUUAAAUGUUUUAUCAUGGUUAUGGACCUAUGGUUGUGGUGUUGGUGGUGAGGACUUCUUGUGUGUUUGGAACCCAACCACCGGGAGAAUACAAGAAGAUGCCUCAAUCACCAUAUUCAUAUUUUCACAGGCACAUUGACGAACCACUGCUAUGAAGUCCUACUUCUGGUUAGAAACUUAUGAUGGUUCGAUCCAGCAAGUAGAAGAAGAGGUUGCUAUGGUUAUCCCAAUGAUUUGCAGAGAAUUGUUUCAGAAUAGCAUGGGUUCAACAGAGAAGAGUGCUAUUUCACUUCCCCAACGAGUCAACAAUACAGAUAUAUUAAGCUUAAUACUCGAAUAUUGCCGGUUUCACCAAGUACAGGGUCGCUCUAAUAAAGAGCGCAAAUCUUUUGAUGAAAAGUUCAUCCGAAUUGAUACAGGAAGGUUAUGUGAGUUGGCUGCUGCUGCUGACAGUUUAAAACUGAAACCUUUGGUUGAUCUCACCUGCCGUGCACUUGCUCGGAUGAUUGAAGGGAAAACACCGGAGGAAAUUCGUGAGACAUUUCACAUACCUGAUGAUCUCACGGAGGAGGAGAAGUUGGAGCCUUUAAGAAACACAACUGAUGAUUCACGAAUCAGGCUGCUUAAUCGACUUUAUGCCAGAAAGAGGAAACAAUUAAAGCAAAGAGAGAAGCAGAAGACUUCUGAUGUUGAAGAAGAGCGGAUGGACGCUGAAUGCUCUGUCGACGAUCUGUUGUCGUUUAUCAAUGAAGAUUCAAAAGCGGGUAAAGCUCCUAAACAUAAAAAGAGAAACCGUAAAAGGAAAGAUCAGAAAAAAGAAUCAUGUACAAACAAUGAUAAAGACAAGAAGGAAGUUCCUCGUGCACUCCUAAACGGUGAAGUAAGCACCAGUUCUAGUCAGACUUCAGAAUUCCAAGAUUUAGCAGAUGAAUCAACUAGAAUCGAUUUCGAUUAUGACAUUGAUGAUGAUGAGCUAGACCCAGCGAUGAAGGAAGAACUCGAUAGGGAGGUGGAGGAAUUCGCUAGGAGAUUGAAUUUAGAUUGGACUGAGAGAAUGCAGGAGGUCCUGUCAUUAGCGCAAGAAGGAAGGCUUGCUCCCAUCUCACAGAAAGAAAAAAAACAAAACAAACAGUCUUAGCUGUGGGACUAUAGGUUGCUUUGCAUGUAUCCACCGCUCAUCCUGACUGUAACACUAACCUUCUAUCAGAUUGUGGCCACUCUACUCGCAAUUGCUACCUCUUCUGCGCAAUGCAGUUUCCUUGCAAUUCUCGGUUCCACGUUCCUGGAACAUUAUUGUGGUUUUGCUGUAACUUUUGGUGGUAACAAAUACAGGAAAUAUGAGAUUCUAGCUUAGGAAAUCAAAAAUAAAAAAUCAAUUUUUUGGCAUGACACAGUUGACACCCCAGAUUCUUGACAACUUGACCACAAAAACCGUGUUUGAC